This is a messenger RNA of Betta splendens (Siamese fighting fish), 652 nucleotides long. RefSeq names its product ribosomal protein L12 (gene rpl12). Gene Ontology annotation, cellular component: ribosome; cytosolic large ribosomal subunit. Lineage: Eukaryota; Metazoa; Chordata; Actinopteri; Anabantiformes; Osphronemidae. Gene Ontology annotation, biological process: translation. Gene Ontology annotation, molecular function: structural constituent of ribosome; large ribosomal subunit rRNA binding. The transcript is spliced from 6 exons. The coding region runs from base 125 to 622 and encodes 165 amino acids. The record is from RefSeq and is a predicted model, not a curated record.
CCACACGGCCUUUCUUUCUCCCCUUAGCGGUGAAGGUGCAACAGUAAUCGGUCGUCCCGAACCCGGGUUCAUCCGACACCCUCACCAACCGAGCUGAACUGAGUUCAACCUCCACAGCAGCAUCAUGCCUCCCAAAUUCGACCCCAACGAGGUUAAGAUUGUGUACAUGAGGUGCACAGGAGGAGAAGUUGGUGCCACUUCAGCCCUGGCCCCCAAAAUUGGACCUCUGGGUCUGUCUCCCAAGAAAGUUGGUGAUGACAUUGCCAAGGCCACCGGUGACUGGAAGGGCCUGAGGAUCACAGUGAAGCUGACUAUCCAGAACAGACAGGCAGCGAUUGAAGUGGUUCCCUCUGCAUCUGCUCUGAUCAUCAAGGCUCUUAAAGAGCCUCCUCGUGACAGGAAGAAAGUCAAGAACAUUAAGCACAGUGGAAGCGUGACUUUUGAUGAGAUUGUCAGCGUUGCUCGCGUCAUGAGGCCCCGCUCCAUUGCCAGAGAGCUUUCUGGAACCAUCAAGGAGAUCCUGGGCACAGCUCAGUCUGUCGGGUGCACAAUUGAUGGUCGUGCUCCCCAUGAUGUCAUCGACGACAUCAACAGUGGCAAAGUUGAGUGUCCAUCUGAGUAAAUGGAUGUGAAAUAAAAUACUGAAACUCAA